Messenger RNA from Uloborus diversus, 1962 nucleotides. RefSeq lists its product as uncharacterized. The transcript is spliced from 6 exons. The coding region runs from base 1 to 1719 and encodes 572 amino acids. The record is from RefSeq and is a predicted model, not a curated record. NCBI's taxonomy places the organism in Eukaryota, Metazoa, Arthropoda, Arachnida, Araneae, Uloboridae.
AUGGAUGAGAUGGAUAACAUUUGUCCUAUUUGCUUUGAUGAAUUUGAUGAUAAACAAAUUGCGUCUACUAAUGUUUGUGAUCAUUUGUUUUGUUUCUCAUGCUUAGAAAAAUGGGCUAAACUUGGAAGUUACUGCCCUGUUGACAGGAAAAGAUUUAAAAAGAUCAUUAAAUUGAAUUCUGAUGAUGUUGUACAAGUUAAACCACGCAGACGUAAAAAGAAGAAUAGGGUGCAGUAUGACGUGACAGCUUUCUGUGAAUAUUGUAAACUGACCACUUCUUCUGCAACUCUUUUGCUCUGUGAUAGUUGUGAUCUCGCAUAUCACUGUGAAUGUCUUACUCCACCAUUGACAGAAGUUCCAGCUGGGUUAUGGUUUUGCCCUCCGUGUGUUGCAGUUGAUGAACGGCUAAAGAAAAGGAAUGGAAUUAGUAAAGAAAGUGAAACUGAGUUUAAGCCACAGAAUGAAAAAGAUCCACCAACUUUCAGUUCUUCUUGUUCUGAAGAUAGUGCUUCCCAAAGUAAAAAUAUUUCAAUGCACAAACUUUCUCCUUGGAAAAAGAAAAAUUUUGAAGAAACUAUAAAUCCAUAUGUUUCUGAAGAUGAAUGUCCAAGUCUGCCUCAAAAACUAAAUAAUCCGACUGAAAAGAUCCAAAAUGGGUCCCUGAGGGUUGUUGUAGAAAAAUUGAAUGUUGCGAGCCUUAAACUCAUCAAUGACUCUACAAUUAAUGUUCCUCCAUCUGAAAGACCUGUUAGGACAGAGAGUUUUUUGGGCCAGAAAAGCAGUACUUGUACCUCUGAAGAUGCUUCAUCUUAUGAACCAGAACAAGAGUUAACAAGCAAAUUCUCAUCAGAAGAAAAUGUUGCUGCUAAGAACUGUUUGAGUCAAGUAAAUGACAAUGAUAAGUUCCCAGUUCAGAAGUAUGAGACAAAAAUUGUUGCUGUUGUGCCUGAAAAUAAAAAUUUUCAAUUCAGUGUAUUUCAAAAACUAGAAGACAUAUCUUUGUCUGAGUUAAAAUACUCGGAACUAGCAACUGUGACUAAUAAUCCUAAAAGCAAUACUCCAUGUGAUAUUUGUAAAGUCUGGAAAAUGAAAAAUCGGACAGACAGAUUAGAAAAAUUGUUGCAGAAAAAAAAAUUGCUUUUAAACAAACACUCACUGAUGAAAAGUCCUUCCAAAAGUGAAUCUCGCAUCAAUCAUCAUGUACGAAACUCCCUUAUUAGUGAAAUUCAAAAAAUACAGCAGAAGAAAUGGAAACUGAAAGAAAACUACAAUUUAAAGAAGCGUCGCAUCAUGAGACAGUUAAAGAAGCAGCUAAAAAUGACGACUUCAACCACAGAUUCAACGCAUGAUUUGCUAUCAGCUAUGCCAUAUCGUAAUGAAAAGAUAUCAAACAUUAACGAAGAACCAAAUUCUUCAUGCAGGACAACUCAUAGAGAUAUCAAGCAAUCAAAAUCUAGUUCCAAAUCCCUUUCUGGAAUGGUUGAAAUGUCCAGUGAUGCUUUGGAGGCAUGUGAAAAAUCUACUUAUGAAAUAACUGCGGCACCAAAAUUGUGGGACCAAGCUCAUAGCAGUAAAGAUUCUUUAAAUAUUUAUGAUAAGGCUGUUAAAUCGGAAGAAGCCAAUAACAUGCUUCAAAAACCUUUUCAUAUGAGUGAUUUGAAACGCAUAGUUAUUCGAAGUGAUGGAUCUUUAUUUUUAGAUUAUCCUGAAAACACUUAACCUAAUACAGAAGUGUAAUGUUUUGGUUUCUUGAGACCAAUUAUAUUCUUUAAUAAACCAGUGGCAAAGCAACAGAGCAGUUGGUAAAACUCGACUGUGUGGAAAAAUUAAACGAAGGGGGAGUGUAUUCUUGUAUUUUUGAAUAAAGCCAAGCGAACACAUUAUUUCGCCCUGACUAAAAGAAAUUUCUUUUUAAGAAAAAUUUUAGCUGUGGAAUAAUUUAUAGCUAAUAAUGUUGAAUCA